CUUGAGACUAGUCUGGAGCCAGCGGGAAGGAGACAUACAGAGAACAGCUCUAUAGUACCCACCCCACACCUCUGCUAAUUCCCUGCAUGCCCAGGAGGCCAUAAGCCUGGAUCCUGAGAGGUCAGAGCAGACCAGGUGCUGGCCCCUGACUCAGCAGCAUGGAGCUGUUCCAGGACAUCUCCCAGGUACCACUGACCAAUGUGAAGGGAGUCCCGCUCAUCAAGUACUUUGCAGAAAUGGUGGGGCCACUUCAGAACUUCCAGGCCUGGCCUGAUGACCUGCUCAUCAGCACGUACCCAAAAUCUGGCACCACUUGGUUGAGCGAGAUACUCGAGAUGAUCUACCACGGUGGUGACCUAAAGAAGUGUCACCGGGCUCCCAUUUAUACACGUGUACCCUUCCUUGAGUUCAAAUGUCCAGGGGUUCCAUCAGGUCUGGAAACUUUAAAAGAAAGACCUGCCCCUCGGCUCCUCAAGACACACUUGCCCCUGACCCUGCUUCCCCAGAGUCUGCUGGACCAGAAGGUCAAGGUGAUCUAUGUUGCCCGCAAUGCAAAGGAUGUGGCCGUCUCCUAUUACAACUUCUACAAAAUGGCCAAGGUGCACCCUGACCCUGGCACCUGGGACAGCUUUCUGGAGAAGUUCAUGGAUGGACAAGUGUCCUAUGGGUCGUGGUACCAGCACGUGCAGGAGUGGUGGGAGCUGAGCCGCACCCACCCUGUGCUCUACCUCUUCUAUGAAGACCUGAAGGAGAACCCUAAAAAAGAGAUUGGAAAGAUUGUGGACUUUCUGGGGCGCUCUGUGUCAGAGGAGAGUGUGGAUCACAUUGUCCAGCACACAUCCUUCAAGGAGAUGAAGAAGAAUCCCAUGGCUAACUACAGUACCUUACCGACUGAGUUAAUGGACCACAGUAUUUCCCCCUUCAUGAGGAAAGGCAUUGUGGGGGACUGGAAAUCUGCCUUCACUGUGGCCCAGAAUGAGCGCUUUGAUGCCCACUAUGCUGAGAAGAUGGCAGGCUGCAAGCUUGACUUCCGCUGGCAGCUCUGAGUGUUGUCAUGGGGGCCACUGCAGGGGAAGCGUGGGCACAAGUGUGACCCAUGACCUCAGCAAUAAAAUAUGAUGUGUCCACACAGAGGCUCUGUGGAAGCCAGG
Messenger RNA from Sciurus carolinensis (gray squirrel), 1151 nucleotides. RefSeq names its product sulfotransferase 1A1-like. Gene Ontology annotation, molecular function: sulfotransferase activity. Lineage: Eukaryota; Metazoa; Chordata; Mammalia; Rodentia; Sciuridae. Gene Ontology annotation, cellular component: cytoplasm. The transcript has 9 exons. Bases 159 to 1046 code for a protein of 295 amino acids. Gene Ontology annotation, biological process: sulfation. The record is from RefSeq and is a predicted model, not a curated record.